This is a messenger RNA of Actinia tenebrosa (Australian red waratah sea anemone), 1245 nucleotides long. RefSeq lists its product as uncharacterized. The record is from RefSeq and is a predicted model, not a curated record. Lineage: Eukaryota; Metazoa; Cnidaria; Anthozoa; Actiniaria; Actiniidae.
AAGACCUGCUGUCGAAGGCUUGCCGUCGAUCGGUUGUCUUAAAAAAUACAUUUUACUGUAUCAAAAAUAUCAACAAUUCCAUCUUAGCAUUUAAAAUGGCUUCCUCAAAUGAAAGCUUGAUAUUGAUUGCAGUUGAUGGCAGCGAACACAGUUCUCGUUCAUUUGAUUGGUAUUUAAAGAACAUGCACCAGGAAGGCACCACUGUUGGRCUACUACACGUGCAUGACAUGUCCAACGUUAUUGUCAAGAUACCAUUGGGAUCAGAUCUCCCCACAGAUGCUAUAGAAAAAAUUAUCCAAAACAGUUGGGAAAAAGUUGAUAAUCUUAUUGACAAGUAUAAGAAAAAAUGUGAGGAAUUCAAGAUCAAAUAUGUUGUGUUUGUGGAGACAUCUGGUAAACCAGGUGAGGUGAUUUGCAAGAUAGCCAAGGACAAGAAUGCACAGAUGAUUGUCUUGGGUUCCAGGGGAUUAGGAACUAUCCGCAGGACUSUUCUUGGUAGUGUUAGUCAUUAUGUGGUUCAUCAUGCAGAUAUUCCUGUAACAGUUAUUCCACCAAUUUCCCACUGAUUUGAAUAGCAUUGUAUACAUGCAAAUUGCAUCUAGGAGGCAUGAAUAUUAAAAUGGAAAGUAAGUUGACAGUAUGACAUUACAUAUGGUAUGCCUUGUAAUUAAGCAUGAUCCUACACCUAGCCAAUAUAGAAUUUUAAGUAAUAUUAUAUCACAAUUUCAUUAAGAGGAAUAACUAUGAACUGYGGUGGGGGCUCCUUACAGCAUUUGCACGGCAGAUUACACUUUAUUAAAUUAUGUAUACUAAAAACUAGUUAAUUGUAGUUAGGUUAGGUUAGACUUGUAAAACGUUUUCUCAAGAGCAGACCAUAAUAAUAUGCCCAUAGACUUGCAUGGUACAAAACCCUUUAUUUUAAGUUGUUUAAUAAUCAUGUUAUAAUCAUUUAUCAAUUUGGUCUAUGUACUAUUCGAUGCGCUCAUUUGGGGCACUAUAUAGUAUACAUUAUUAAGGUCUAAAAUGAAUUUAUUAGGUUUGUUAAAGUAUAUAAUUUGCACUAUUAAAUUAAAUGAUAUAAAAAAGAUAGUGGUGUUUAAUAAUAAGCAGGAGUGUUUUACCAGGUUUAAAAUUAGGAGUCAUAGCCAAAUGGUUGACAAUCUGCAAGCUUAUUGAACAGUUUGAAAGACACAGGAUUAUUUCACAAACCUUUGGUUGAAUUAAAGUGAACAUAAUUAUAAUUCA